AUGAGACUACAAAGCCAGCUCCCGGCGCUCUUCGCAAGCGUCGGCGUUGCGGCUCACAUUUUUGGUGGUGCCUCUUCGUCUUCACAGACUAUUAUUUCGUCGUCUGAUUCCGAAUCAUCCUCUGCGCCGCACUAUCGCGAUACACUGCUGCACCUUCACAAGUCGCUUGUCGAAAUUCCUUCCGUCUCGGGUUCUGAAGCCGCCGUCGGACAUUUCCUUGCCGACUACCUGACCGAUCUUGGUCUCCGGGUUGAGCUCCAGGCUGUACCUUCAUCGAACGCGGCAGCCGAUGAGAAGCCGAGAUACAAUGUGCUGGCAUGGCCGACGAAGAGCAAAGUACCGAGACCAAAGGUGCUCGUCAGCAGCCACAUUGACACCGUGCCGCCUUUUAUUCCAUACUCAAUCUCCGAGGGCGACAAGGUGACCAGCGACACCGAAAUCAGUGGUCGUGGCAGCGUGGAUGCCAAAGCGGCUGUGGCUGCGCAGGUGACGGCACUCCUGGAUCUGAUCCAAUCCCCGGAGCAUGAAGAUUUCCCGGCAGAGGAAGUCAUGCUGCUCUUUGUAGUCGGCGAAGAGACGAUUGGCGAUGGAAUGCGACACUUUUCCGACUCCCUCGAGCAACUCGAACCGAAGCCAACGUUUGACGCGGCCAUCUUUGGAGAGCCCACCGAAGGCAAGCUCGCAUGUGGGCACAAGGGAUUCUUGGGGUGCACUGUCAAGGCCACUGGCCACGCAGGCCACUCUGGAUACCCAUGGUUGGGCAAGAGUGCCAACGAGGUGCUGAUGCGAGGCUUGGUCAAGAUCCUGGAUGCGGAUUUGGGCAGCAGCGAGAGACUUGGCAACACGACUGUCAACGUAGGCAAGUUUGAGGGCGGUGUCGCAGCCAACGUCAUUCCCGAAAAGGCCGAGGCAAAGAUUGCCGUGCGUAUCGCCAUUGGGCCCCAAGAGACGGGAGCAGUGGUGAUCGAGGAGAGGAUUCGUGACGUGCUCAAGAGCGUUGACGAUGAGGCAUUCGAUAUCAGCUGCAACAAUGGCUACGGUGCGAUUGAUUGCAACUGUGAGGUCAGUGGAUUCGAGAACAUCACUGUCAACUACGGUACAGACGUCGCGAACCUGAAAGGAGACCACACACGGUACUUGUACGGCCCUGGAACGAUCUUUGUCGCUCACGGACCCAACGAGGCGCUCAAAGUCAAGGAUCUUGAAGCUGCAGUUGAAGGCUACAAGAAGUUGAUCUUGCAUGCGCUCAAGAACUAA
This is a messenger RNA of Pestalotiopsis fici W106-1, 1257 nucleotides long. RefSeq names its product Peptidase M20 domain-containing protein. The record is from RefSeq and is a predicted model, not a curated record. Bases 1 to 1257 code for a protein of 418 amino acids. The transcript has a single exon. Gene Ontology annotation, molecular function: hydrolase activity. NCBI's taxonomy places the organism in Eukaryota, Fungi, Ascomycota, Sordariomycetes, Amphisphaeriales, Sporocadaceae.